AGGGAACUUUUUUCCUUCUAUUGUGUGCGCUGAGUUCAGGACUCGCAAAGAAUGAUACGUUUAUCAUGGGGUUAUUGGAUGGAAGGGGAGAAUUGAAAACUCCAGUUCUUAAGCAUGAGAUUAGAGAAUACACCUUAUGUUUCCGGUUCAAACAACCCUUUACAAUGAAUACCAUUCUCUUGAGCUUAAAAGAUCCAGAACAGGAAGAGUUUCUCCAAGUGUAUACUAGUGUAAAUAACUACUCUAGUUUGUUUAUUAAAGGCCAGGAAAUCUUGAUCAACCCCGACUGGACACCAAUGAAAUGGCAUCACAUCUGUAUCUCCUGCAGCUUGGCUCUCAAGCGCUGUACGUUUAAAUCUGAUCAGUAUACAAAGAAAAUAAACUCAUCAGCAAUCUUUACAGAGGACAUUGAAUUGAUGGAUCUUUCAUUAGCCAUCUUGGAAGAUGCUAAAGGAGAAAUUACUGAUAUAAACAUGUGGGAUUUGAAAUUGGAUGAUGCAGUCUUAGAUAAGUGGAUUGGCUGUGUAAAUAUGUCUACUGGAAACUUGGUAAAUUGGGAGGAAUCUGACUGGGACACAGAUGGCAAUAAAACAGUUUUGAGAAGGACACAUAUCUGCCAUGUGCCAAGCCCUGGCAUACGGCAAAUGAAUUUCAAUCUUAACUAUCCUGAAUCUAAGACAUUCUGUCAAUCACUUAGUUCAACAUUUGUAACUUUCGAAGCUCAAGAAGACAUCAACCUGGCAAUUGGAAUUUUAGCACAUUCCAAAAAUGACAAGGAAACUUUCUGGACAGGGUUUCAAUUUGAUGCUACAGAAAAAGUGUAUGUGUUGGACAAUAGAUCAAAGUUCAGCAAAGAUGAUAUGUGGGCUAAAGGAGAACCAAAUGGGGAGGGAAUUCAAUCUUGUGUUGCUAUGACUAUCAAAGGGAAAACAGCAACAUUUUCAGACGAAUACUGCAAUAACAAAUAUAGUUUUUUCUGCUAUUUUGAUUCUGAAACAAUAGUUCAUGUCCAAUCAGAUCUAAAGAUCUAUAAUGUUGACAUGUAUUAUGCUUUUAAUAUUCCAAGUUCAUUUAAUGGCUAUAGAUAUGGAAAAAUUAUCAAAGAAAAUGAGAUUUGGAUUAUAAAAACAAAUGAAGGAGAAAUUGUUGCCAAAACAGGAAAACUCAAUGGUUUACCUAUUGGAAAUCAAUCAUGGGAAUUUCCUGGUAAGCCACCACAGCAGCACUUCCUGAUUCUACACACUUGUAAUAGUUCUUCAUUUCCAUGUAAAAAUGGAAUCUGUUUGGACAAAUCAAAGCGGUGUGACUCAACAUUUGAUUGCUAUGACAAAGAGAGUGCUGAGGAUUAUUCGGAUGAAGAGAAUUGUAAAGCUGUAACAGCUGCUGUGGGCUAUAACAAGCUCAACAUACCUCAGGGAAAAGAUGGUCUGAUGGUCACAGUGGGAUUUAAACUUUUGGACUUUCUUGCCUUAGAUAUUAACCAUGGAACAUUCCAACUAAAGUUUCAACUUCAAACGAAAUGGAGAGAUGCUGAUUUAACAUUUAAGAAUGUCAAGAAAGGAAUUGUGAAUGUUUUAGAUCUUGAGGAUUGGAAAUCUAUGUGGGUACCAAAUCUACUGUUUUUAAACACAGAGAGUAUUCUUAGCUCAGAAGAGCUUGGUAGUGACUUAUACAGCUUUGUUUACCUCGACAAUAUUCAUGAAACAGAAAAAGAUAUCCAGGCAUCUGUUACUAACUUUUUUGUAAUGGGGAAGGAUGUAGAUAUUGUCAAAAACUCAUCAUAUAGUCUAAUGUUCUUUUGUGAGUUUGACCCAAUUCAUUAUCCCUUUGAUGUUCAAGUUUGCAAUAUCAAUUUGACAUUGUAUGUAGCAGAUUAUAAAAAAGUUCAGCUGCAGGCAGGCCUUGUAGAGGCCGAGACAAUUAUGUAUGAAGACUUUAAUGUAUCAAACUGGAAAAUAAUGAAAGAUAACUCACCAGCACUUAAGGGUGUUAAGCUAAGCAUCAGUUUCAUGUUGAAAAGGAAUUUGUCUCAAUCUCUUAUGAGCACCUUUAUGCCGAACAUAAUACUGAUGGUGGUCUCUAUUUUAACAAACUACUUUCUUGGAAAAGAUUUGUUUGAAGCAGUUAUUAGUAUCAAUGCAACUGUUUUAAUGACAGUCGCAUCAUUGUUUGCGGACAAUAGUGGGUUCCUGCCUGCCACUGUAACAAUAAAAAUGAUGGAUGUCUGGAGCCUGGUGAUGUUUAUUGUGCCCUUGCUAAUAAUCCUGACCCACACGUUUGUUCAUGUUAUUGACCAAAAACAUCUUGUCAAGGAAGAAAAGUAUGCCUUUAUCAGAACAGGCCUCAUGCUGUUCGGUCAGAUAGUGAUACCAACACUGGUUUUUAUCUUUAUAGCAGGGUUCUUCGUAGCAGGAGAGCUGCACAUGUCUAAAUUCUAAUGCAAAUCAUUCUUAGCAUUAGGACCUUCACUUAAGUAAGGCAACAGAUUUCCUUAUCUAUUGUUUUUUUUUGUAAGAAUCUAAGUGUGACACAUGAACUUAAAAGACUAGUCUACUGUCAAUACAAUUGUCCUUUGGGUUCAUUAUCUUUAGAACGGUUUUAACCCUAUUAAGCCCAUGUGAGGUGAGGUCAAUUUAACCCCCCCCAUCGCUCUUUUUGUGAAAACUCAAAAAAUAUUUUAGCUUGGAAGCUCAAAUUUUCUGGCUCUUCUAACUAACUGCACAUUCCCCUCACUUAAUUUAAAAUCUGGUCUUUAAUACCAAUUGCCUGAGUCCUCAGGCAUACUGCCUAAAUGCCUUAUUUUACCUACACCAGACUAAAUCUAUAUUUAGACCUACUUCCAGUCAUUGGAGUUCAAUAUUUUAUAGCCCUUUGGACUUAUAACAAAAGCAAGGAGAUUGCACAUUGUUUGCUUUAUUACUAGAUUUUGCAAUACAUAUUUGGAUUUUUGCAAAUUUGCCAUUUGUUUUCAUAUUAUUGACGUAGAGCUCAAGGGAUUUCCAAAAAAGUAUUAAAUGUUAUAGAUUUAAAUGAUGUAUCACAAUAAGAACAUAGAGCCCUAGGAAACCAGUCAGUAACCAGACGUCAGGCUAAAUAGGGUUAAAUGUGUUUAUUAUUAAGGGUUGUAGGAAUUGAGUCUUUGCCAAAACUCAAAUUUUCUAAUCUCUAAAACUGGUGGUCUAAACCUUUGAGAUUUAGAAUAUUAGAAGGUCCUUAAUAUUGGAUUGCAAUGAUUUCUGUAUAAAAAAAUCAGAGUUUGAGACUCAAUUCCUCUACUAAUACACAGUAAAAUUUCAAGAAUUUCAUCCUCACUUUCAAUUUGAUGUAAGGGCUUCUUAGAUACUUAUCACUGCCUUCUGAGGCCAUAGUGUUAAAAGCAAUGUUAUUGUUGAUUAAGAAUAUCGGUGAAUUGCUUUGAGGAUUUUUCACAGCAAAGAAAUCUUAGUCAAAGGAGUUUGAGAGUGUUUUAACAUUUAGUAUGUAGAAUGUGGAUUCCUUUAUUGCACUUUUAUCAUCAUAUAUAUCUUAUCUUUGUCAUUUUUUAAAUAUAUGGACGGUAUAAAAUACAUGUUUUUAAAUAUCUAGACGGUAUGAAAUACAUGUUAAUAUCUAGACGGUAUGAAAUAAAUGUUAAUAUCUAGACGGUAUAAAAUACAUGUUAAUAUCUAGACGGU
This is a messenger RNA of Eurytemora carolleeae, 3674 nucleotides long. RefSeq lists its product as uncharacterized. The transcript has 7 exons. The record is from RefSeq and is a predicted model, not a curated record. Gene Ontology annotation, biological process: signal transduction; monoatomic ion transmembrane transport; nervous system process. Lineage: Eukaryota; Metazoa; Arthropoda; Copepoda; Calanoida; Temoridae. Gene Ontology annotation, cellular component: membrane; neuron projection; synapse. Gene Ontology annotation, molecular function: extracellular ligand-gated monoatomic ion channel activity; neurotransmitter receptor activity; transmembrane signaling receptor activity. Bases 66 to 2438 code for a protein of 790 amino acids.